Messenger RNA from Trichoderma asperellum CBS 433.97, 594 nucleotides. The record is from RefSeq and is a predicted model, not a curated record. NCBI's taxonomy places the organism in Eukaryota, Fungi, Ascomycota, Sordariomycetes, Hypocreales, Hypocreaceae.
AUGGAUACGAAGCAGCAAGACGGAGGGCGGCUCUCCGUUUACAAUGACCCAACACCCGAAACGGUCACUGCACUUGAUCAUUUUACCAAGGAAAAUUUGCCACUAAACGAUAAGGCGAAGACUAGGCUAGGAACAAUGGCCAACCCUACUGCCAGUGACCAAAAAGAAAUUCAACGGCAAGCAACAAAUUUUAUUGGUGAAUAUAUCGAUCUUACGAUUGAAAUGCAGAAUUGCCUUUGCGGCGAGUCACUGGAUAAGCCUCAGCAUCGAAUGGGGGGAAGUCUAAUUUGCUCCGAAUGUGCUCAAAGAUACAAAGAUGAGGUAAAGCAGCAGUACCAUUGGAAAUCUUGCCUAAUGUGUUGGAGCAACUGGCAUGAGCUACGUAUUAAAUUGCAAUAUACAGAUUGUGUCCUAGGGCAUGCUUAUUGUAUACGCUGUUGGAACAAGUUUGUUAAAAGUAAAGGGAAGAAGGAGCGUCGUGUUCAACCAGGGUGGAUUCAAUGCCCGACUUGCCGUAAAACAAUAAAGAAGGAGCUGGAACCAUCAGUGGUUCGCCAGAUUGGUAUCAAGCGCUAUUACAAAAGGCAGAUAUAA